AUGGCCGGUCCGACUGCUUCCGCUGGCGCCAGCGGCAACUCUGGAGCGCCCGACGAGAAGAAGCGUAAGAAGAUUCGUCCACCACAAGUGUUUUUCAAUUACAACGACCUCUCAGCGAAAGGCUACGAUAUAGCAAAGAAGCAGGAUUCCUCCUAUUUGAUGGGUGGCGAGAAAUAUUACAAUGGAUUCCUUCUCAAGGUGAUGAGAGUGCGUAGUUUGAUUACGGACGGUGUCGUUCCAUCGCUCGAGGAGCUACAGAAAUUCCAGAACCGUCCUGAAGUUGAAAACGACGGAUAUGGCGAUGACAGCGAACAGCCAUCCACCAUGAACAGCAUUCUCGACGCACAAAUCAUUCCCAAAGUGGCAGCUCGUCCCAUUAAUUUCAGUAAAGGUGAUACCGUCAAAGUAAUCGAAGGUGAUCUAAAGAAUCUUAUGGGUAUAGUUGAUUCCGUCGAUGAUAAAUCAGUUGCUGUAUUACCAUUACAUGAUUCUCUUUCAGAAAUUUUAAUUUUCCAUCCAUCAGAGUUACAGAAAUACUUUAAGAUUGGUGAUCAUGUAAAGGUUAUUUCAGGUAGAUAUGAAGGUGAAACUGGUUUGGUUUUGCGUGUCGAAGAUAUUGCUGCUGUGUUGUUGUCAGAUUUGACAAUCACUGAAAUCAAGGUUAGACCACAGGAUCUUCAAGAAUGUACAGAGAUUGCAACUGGAAAGUUAGAACUUGGAAAUUAUGAAUUACAUGAUCUUGUACAAAUUACUCCACAAAAAGUAGGAAUUAUUGUUAAAGUAGAAAGAGAUUCAUUCAAGAUUUUAGAUGAGAAUUCAAAUGUAACAACAGUUAAAUUACAAGAGGUUGGAAAUAAGAGAAGAACGAAAUCCAUUACCACUUUGGAUACUCAUCACAACACUCUCAAUGCCAAUGAUGUGGUCGAGGUGAUCGAUGGUCAGUAUCGUGGCAAACAGGGUGUCAUUUUACAUAUUUCCAGAAACUUUUUGUUCCUAAAGAGCAAGGAUGUUUUUGAGAAUGGUGGUAUCUUUGUGGUUCGUGCCAACUAUUGUUCGUUACUCGGUGGCUCCAAGAAUAAGACAAUGCCAUCGUUCCAGUCACCGUCUAACAGUGGUGGUGGUGGACAACGUGGAAGCUAUGGAGAUCGUGGUGGCGGUCGUGGUGGAUAUAACAAUAAUAAUAGCGGAGGUGGCGGCGGUGGUGGAGGACGUGGAGGUGGCAGAGGUCGGGGUCGUGACGACAGUCCACUCCACAAGACUGUAACUAUAAAGACUGGUUCCUGGAAGGGUUAUGUUGGUAUCGUGCGUGAGUGCACCGACACCAUGGUACAAGUCGAACUCCAAACCAACUCCAGACGUAUCAAUGUACAAAGAAACAAUAUAUUGCUGCCAGGCGAGCGUCUACACCAACAGACUCAAUCGAACGACUGGGACAGCUCCUCGCAGAUCUACUUGGCGAGUCGCACGCCAAUGCGCGAGGAGAAUCCGGCAAUGACACCGAUGAGAAUAAACACACCCGCCCGAAACCAAUCGUCCGAUCCUUGGGGAUCGCAAACUCCACAUCGUGGUUCAUCGAUUUCGUACGAACAGCCGACCCCGACGGGCAACGACAACGUGCCACCCUCGCCAUUCACACCGUAUGCACCACAGACUCCGGCCACACCAUCGACACCGUCGAUCGACGAGCAAGACGACGACCUCGAAGGCACCCCAUGGAAGGGAACCGAGAUUGAAGUCACAUUCAAGCCGGGCACCGAGCACAGCGGACAGACUGCAGUCGUCAAGGAGUGCAAAGACGGUAUUGUCACUGUCGAGCUGGCCGACGGCAAAUUCGUCAAGAACGUAUCUCAAGAGAUAUUGGAGCUUGUUCAGCCAGCCAAGAAAGAACGUGUCGUCGUCAUCAAAGGUCAAUACAUUGGUAGCACUGGUACACUCUUUGUAAUUUCACCGGGUAGCACUAUAUCGGGUAUCGUUAAAAUGGAUUCUAAUUCAGAUUUCAAAGUUUUCAAAAUGGGUCAUCUUGGAAAAUCCGUUGUCCAAUAA
Heterostelium album PN500 is the source of this 2043-nucleotide messenger RNA. RefSeq names its product transcription initiation factor Spt5 (gene spt5). The record is from RefSeq and is a predicted model, not a curated record. The transcript is spliced from 4 exons. Bases 1 to 2043 code for a protein of 680 amino acids. Gene Ontology annotation, biological process: transcription elongation by RNA polymerase II; translation; regulation of transcription by RNA polymerase II. Lineage: Eukaryota; Evosea; Eumycetozoa; Acytosteliales; Acytosteliaceae. Gene Ontology annotation, cellular component: ribosome; DSIF complex. Gene Ontology annotation, molecular function: structural constituent of ribosome; mRNA binding.